AUGCGUCACUGUCAGAACGAUGGGUCGCCGCCAGUGCAGCUGACGAUGGCCAUCCAUCAUCGUCCCGUGUCGACACCGGUCAGCGGCACUCCAGCGUUAGUGGUUAUUGCGGUGCUGAUGGUGAGCAUCGUGUUUUGCUUCGCGGUCGAGCAGCUCUUUCGGGGGAUCAUGUCUUGGCAAACGGCCAAUGGUUCAACAUCAAGACCUGAAUCUUCAUUCAGUACCGACUCGCUGACGACCAAAGAAAUGUUCUUCGACGUGAAUACUGGCAACGAAUGGCGACUGAAAAGACGGCAACACAGCAGCCACUCACUGGCACUGACCCCUGGCUUCCAACCGAUUGCCGUCUCGUCGCUAGACUGUGGUCGGAUUUGGAACGAGUUGUCAAUCGUCGACUUCCGCGCCUCCGGCUGGACCAAGGCCGUCUACCGAGCGAGGCUGAACGGAACAGAGGUCGCCUUGAAAGUGGUCGACUUCGACGGGCACGAUAUGAGGGACUGCCAACGGCACAUGGAGGAAGAUUGCUACGCGAGAGUCGCCGACAAGUUUGUCAAGGAAAUACUCUUGUUCCACCAGCUUCAACACCCUACCGUCAUUAGGAUGCUCGGCUACUGUAUCCCGCGAUACCCGUCUUCCUUCGAUGACGGCCUUAAGUGGCUGGCGAUUGUCACCGAACUCGGACAGCCGGUGGAACUGCUUCAGCUGUUGCAAAUGACCUGGAAACAAAGGUUGAAGAACGCCAUUACGGUUAAAAUCGGUCACUUGACUGACGCCGUUCAAUAG
Soboliphyme baturini is the source of this 783-nucleotide messenger RNA. Lineage: Eukaryota; Metazoa; Nematoda; Enoplea; Dioctophymatida; Soboliphymatidae. The record is from the annotation of a GenBank genome assembly.